AUGGUGUUUGAUAGAAGUCAGGGAAUUUACUAUGGCCACUUAAAGACUGACCAUCUUCUGUGGCCGGCAAGCUCUCCAAGUGAAUCACUUUCGGGAGCCGGACUGCGUAGCUGUCGAUGUACACGAAACGCCAAGCUGCUCGCCUAUCCAUUGGUACCUAAUGUGGAGCGGCCUGGUCUGCCUCUUGGCAUCGGAAUGACACAAUUCCACGUCCUCGUAGCAUAUCGUGACCGGGUAAAGGCAAUCAAUCUUCUUGACGGCAAGACAGUUUUUUCGGCCCUAUUGACUGCGGGCCAGGCCCCAAUAACACCGGCAUCAGCGACGGGGUCUGAGUCUGCGGCCUCAGUUGCUGGUCAGUUGUCCAUGCUUAACCUUCUCGACGGAUCGUGUCUUGGAGUCUGUCAGGAUCAAGGCCUCACCGAAUCUCACAUUUGGCUCUUUGGCAGUUGGGGCAUAUGCCACUUGGGUAUUCGAAAUGAGCAGAAACGUAUCUCCCAGAUAUACUUAGAAACAGGCAAUUUCAAAGAGGCGAGGCGAUUUUGUCAAGUGGGUAUUAUAAAAUAA
This is a messenger RNA of Protopolystoma xenopodis, 564 nucleotides long. NCBI's taxonomy places the organism in Eukaryota, Metazoa, Platyhelminthes, Monogenea, Polystomatidea, Polystomatidae. The record is from the annotation of a GenBank genome assembly.